AUGCAUUUAAUAUCACAGAACAAUAUUCGAUAUCGAUCAUUGGUAUUAAGAAUACAUUUUAUAUGUUGGCAUUUUGUACGACGUCUCUUAGUUGUAAGAUUUUUUCUCGGACUUCUCAUUGGAAUUCUUGUGACAAUAAAUUUUUAUCAAUCUCAAUCAUCGACUGAUAAACUUAAGUUUCGUCCAGAUCAAUUGAAUUUCGAAUAUGACAAAAAAAGACUUGCAUUCAAUAAUAUAAAUCAAACUUCAUCUUCAAUAUGGAACGAUUCUUGGGAUGGUAUACGCCAUGAAAGUCAAUGGUUACGUCAUCUUUAUUUAAUUCGUCAUGGCCAAUAUUUUGAUCAUGCCAUAAACGAAGAAGAUAAGAAAUUAACAUCACUUGGUAAAGAACAAUUAGAAUAUACUGGCAAACGUUUAAAGCAAAUGAAUAUAAAAUUCGAUCGUCUUAUUCAUUCUGGUAUGGUUCGCGCAUUUGAAAGUGCAUCCAUAAUUAAUCAACAAUUCGAUCACCAAUUUGAAUUAAUCGAAGAUCAAAAUCUGGCAGAAGGUUUACCUGUUGCGCCGAUUCCUUAUGCUGGUAUAUCUCAACAUGAUGUUGAUGCGUAUGGACAUAAAUUAAGAAUAGAUAAAGCUUUCGAAACAUAUUUUCAUCGAGCACGAAAUGAUCAAUAUAAAGAAACUCAUGAUAUUAUCGUAUUUCAUGCUAAUGUUUUACGUUAUUUUAUUUGCAAGAUUAUGCAAUUUCCAGUUGAAGCCUGGUUAAGAAUAGUAUUAAAUCAUGGUUCAAUAACAAAAAUCAUUAUUCUUGGUAAUGGAGAUGUUCUUUUGAUCGGUGUCGGUGAUAGCGGUUUUAUGCCGACAAAUAAGCUUACAUUCUGA
Molecule: messenger RNA, 879 nt
Organism: Rotaria sp. Silwood2
Lineage: Eukaryota; Metazoa; Rotifera; Eurotatoria; Philodinida; Philodinidae
Source: the annotation of a GenBank genome assembly